UUGGAUUGUUUUAAGCUAUGCCUCAUAAACAGAGGACGAAGAAAACUACUACUGCGAAGACCGCUCAAGUUGGAACAGAAUCAAGGCCUACUUCUACUGAAGAACCACGGACUCAGGUACAACACACCACCGGUGAAACAGAAAAGGAGACCGCAGCAGCAUCAGCCAUUUCUAAAGGAAAAGAUCAAUAAGAACUGCGCAAGCGUAAAGGAACGAGCAUGCGCAAGAGAGAGCAACUAGAACUACAAAACCCAGCAACGACUGAAACCGACAGUGAAAGUGAGUCUGAGAGAGAGCCGGACUCUCUGGAAAAAUCAGACAAAGAUGGAGAAGAAGAAGAAGAUGAAAGUUCCUCUGAAAAUACAAAAAAGGCUUUGAGGCAAAUAAUGCAUAAAUUUGGAAAAUUAGAAAAAGUAAUUAAAAUUAACCAAAAAGUAAUUAAAGAAAAAAUAACAAAUAUGGAGGCUAUGAUUGAUAAAAUGACAAAGAAACAGGAAAAAAUGGAAAAGAAAAUUACAGAUUUGGACGUCAAAAUGGAAGAAAUGGAUGGAAGAAUGAAGAAGAUGGAAGAUGAUAAUGAUGCCUGGACAUCAGAAAGAAAACAACUCGUGGGAAAAAUUGAUAAGCUUGAAAAUUUUAGUAGACGCAACAAUAUUAAAAUUGUUGGACUUAAAGAAGGUACCGAAGGAGAAGACCCAAUAAAUUUUUUUCAAAAAUGGAUUCCUGAAAAAUUGGAAAUGGGAGAAGAAACUUUAAUUGAGAUUGAAAGGGUGCACAGAGCCUUAAGACCAAGAUCUCAAGAUGAUCAAAAUCCGCGAUCAAUUUUGAUAAGAUGUUUAAGAUACCAGGAUAAAGAAAAGAUUUUGAGGGCGGCUGCCCAGGGUGCUAAAAGAAGAAAAGGUCCGUUGAUGAUAGCAGAGAAACCAGUUCUUUUUUAUCCUGAUUCUGUAAGCUAUUGCUGGCUGGCUUUUGGACAGAUCGGCGCGAGGGGGUGAGAGAGAGGACGCAAUGCUGUAAGCUGGGCGAGGAAUGGACCUCAAGCGGGGGUCCGAGGCCAGGAGGUACUCCGAGGAGAGGGGAUGAAGCUAGAUGUACUUGGUUGACCACUUCAGAUGGUCCUAAGCUGCGAGUUGAGGAGUUCGGAGGGGAUCGAAUGGUGGGCAAAAGACUUCAGUAAUUGAGCUCCAAUGGUUGUGCACGAAGUGGUUUGGACUUUGAUAAGUUUGGCGCCUUUUCAUAUUUUUUUCUUCAUAUAUACUGUAUUGUUAUUAAUCACUUAGUUAUAGUAACCUUUAUAAAUUGUACUCAUUUAAUCGCA
Molecule: messenger RNA, 1318 nt
Organism: Hypanus sabinus (Atlantic stingray)
Lineage: Eukaryota; Metazoa; Chordata; Chondrichthyes; Myliobatiformes; Dasyatidae
Exons: 2
Coding region: 219-995 (258 amino acids)
Biological process (GO): retrotransposition
Cellular component (GO): ribonucleoprotein complex
Molecular function (GO): single-stranded RNA binding
Source: RefSeq, a predicted model, not a curated record